Messenger RNA from Osmia bicornis bicornis, 1981 nucleotides. It is a transcript of the gene ERp60, whose product is annotated as protein disulfide-isomerase A3. Gene Ontology annotation, molecular function: protein disulfide isomerase activity. NCBI's taxonomy places the organism in Eukaryota, Metazoa, Arthropoda, Insecta, Hymenoptera, Megachilidae. Gene Ontology annotation, biological process: response to endoplasmic reticulum stress; protein folding. The coding region runs from base 102 to 1580 and encodes 492 amino acids. The transcript is spliced from 5 exons. Gene Ontology annotation, cellular component: endoplasmic reticulum. The record is from RefSeq and is a predicted model, not a curated record.
AACUUCUUGUAAGAGCCACGUCUUCGACAGGCAGUGUUCCUUUGGUGAAAAGAGAGAAAAGUAUAGGUUUUGGAUUUUAGGAAUAAGCACGGUGAUCCACGAUGCUGCCGAAAUAUUUUAGUUUUCUUUUCCUGUUGUUUGUUACUGUCCUGGCUGAAGAAAAAGACGUCCUGGAGCUUACGGAUGAGACUUUCAGCCAUGAAUUAGAUCGGCUAGAAAACACGCUUGUUAUGUUUUACGCACCAUGGUGUGGUCACUGUAAACGAUUAAAACCAGAAUAUGCCAAAGCUGCUGAGUUACUUUUGGGUAAUGAUCCUCCAAUUGCUCUUGCCAAGGUAGAUUGUACAGAAAGUGGUAAGGAAUCGUGUAACAAAUACUCGGUUAGCGGGUAUCCAACGUUAAAAAUUUUCUCUAGAGGUGAUGUUGUUAGCGAUUAUAAUGGACCUAGAGAAGCUGCAGGCAUUGCUAAAUACAUGAAGGCACAAGUUGGACCUGCAUCUAAACAAUUAACUGGAGAAAGUUGUCUAAAAUCAUUUUUGGAUUCCGAUGAAGUUGGUGUUGUGGGUUUCUUUGAAAAAGAAAAUACACCUUUGGCACAAUCUUUCCAGGCUGUAGCCAAAAAACUUAAGGAAAAAGUUAGAUUUGCUCAUACAACUUCAAAGUCACUCAUGGAAAAGGAAGGAUACAAGAAUACCAUUGUCUUGUACCGACCGAAAGUAUUGCAAAAUAAAUUUGAAGCAAGCACUGUGAAAUAUGAAGGUGGAGAUUCCAUGAGUGAUAUUCAAGAAUUCAUCAACACGAAUUACUUUGGUAUCGCGGGUGUUCGUACGCGUGACAAUGCAGGAGAAUUCAAGAAUCCACUAGUUGUUGCAUACUAUGCUGUGGAUUAUGUGAAGAAUCCCAAGGGUACAAACUAUUGGCGCAACAGAAUCAUCAAAGUCGCUAAAGACUUCCCUAGCUUGAACUUUGCUAUUUCUUCCAAAGACGACUUCCAACACGAACUCAAUGAUUUCGGAAUUGACUUUGUAAAGGGCGAUAAACCUAUUAUUCUGGCAAGGAAUGCAAAGAACCAGAAGUUUGUUAUGAAAGAUGAAUUUUCGGUAGAUGCUUUUGAAACGUUUUUGAAAGAUCUGGAAGCGGAAGCUUUAGAAUCGUAUUUAAAAUCGGAACCAAUUCCUGAAGACAAUAGUGGACACGUUAAGGUUGCAGUAGCUCGCAACUUCGAUGAAGUUAUUACGAACAAUGGUAAAGACACACUGAUUGAGUUCUAUGCACCUUGGUGCGGUCAUUGCAAGAAAUUAGCACCGGAUUACGAUAAAUUGGGUGAGAAAUUAGCGGAUGAAGAUGUCGAAAUUGUAAAAUUCGAUGCUACAGCUAACGAUGUUCCCGCACCAUAUGAAGUUCGAGGAUUCCCAACACUUUAUUGGGCACCUAAAAAUGCCAAGGAUAAUCCUGUUAAAUACGAAGGUGGCAGAACGAUUGAUGACUUCGUCAAAUAUAUUGCCAAGCAUGCAACUGAUGAGCUUAAAGGAUUCGAUCGCAAAGGCAAACCUGUUAAGCCAAAGAGCGACGAAUUGUAAAUUUCUUUCAUAAUAAAUGCAAGAUUGUUCAUCACAUUUUUAUAUACAUCAGCAGCGAAAUUUUGGAGUUAAAUAUUUCUUGUAUGACAUACAAGUAUAACAAAGGGAUUAAAGAUCAUUAACUCGUGCUGCGCAUUUAUUUUACAGAGCAUUUAAAAGUGAAACAUAAUUAGCAUAAGGUGAUUUACGUGUAUUAUGUAACGUUUAUAAUAUUGUAAAUCGUGUAAACUAUACAGACCUGAUUUAGAAUUAUCGUGGUAAUGUUUUCCAGAUUUAGUGAAUUACAUUUAAGCUUGAAUUCUUCAUUCCAUUUUCCAUGAUUGACCGUCAUAGAUUUAAAGUCAAUAUAUUCUUGCUUUGUUUGUACCAAAAGUGUAAUAAAUUGUUUUGUAUAAAAAUUU